Molecule: messenger RNA, 675 nt
Organism: Alternaria ventricosa
Lineage: Eukaryota; Fungi; Ascomycota; Dothideomycetes; Pleosporales; Pleosporaceae
Exons: 3
Coding region: 1-675 (224 amino acids)
Source: RefSeq, a predicted model, not a curated record
AUGGCUGGUUCUAUAGCUCUCACCCCGUCUCGAAAGCGCGCUGCGCUGGCUACCACCGACGCGCCAGAUGCCAAGAAGACGCCCACCUUCGACAUCGGUGGCAAGGACGUUGUUGAAGACCAUGACGUCAACGAUCGCAUUACCGCACGCAAUGCCACCAAGUCCCCUCUCCUCCGUCUGCCCGCGGAGCUGCGCAAUCUGAUCUACGCUUGCGCUUUUGACAACACUACGUACAACUUCUUCCAGGACAACAAAAAAACAGAGAGAACGUUGUACGCUGAACUAUCUACCGAAGACAGUAUGAGCCUGCUUCUGGUAUCACGUCAAAUCAACGCCGAGACCGCGUACCUACCCUAUCAACUCAGCACGUUCAAUUUCAUGGUCUACAAAUCCAACAAGAAACAGUGGAAGCCCUAUGUGAGGAGGUUUCUGGCUAGGCGUUCGGAAGAACAGAUCAAAGCUAUGAGUUGCCUGACGGUUCGUCGUUCUAUCGAUGAGGCAGAAUGGCGAAGGUCGGAGCAGCCAGAAAGUUCUCGUAGCAGUCGCUUCUCACAAAUCAAUUUGAUGGGCAUCAACGCCGCUGUUCAGUAUCAAUCGCAUUUCAUCUUUGAACUGUCACAGAUCUCACUGGAAGCUAUUAAGAGUAGUGACUUCCGCGAACGAUCAAAUGCGUAG